Amoebophrya sp. A120 is the source of this 1351-nucleotide messenger RNA. The record is from the annotation of a GenBank genome assembly. Lineage: Eukaryota; Dinophyceae; Syndiniales; Amoebophryaceae.
CGCGAGUCGCAUCCUCGUGCCCAACAGUGAGACUUCGUCAAUGGCUUCGUCGGCGCAGAGUUAUCACAGUUCCGAUGAUUCCUCUACCAGAUAUCAUAGGUCCGAUGAUUCCUCUAUCAGAAAUAAAAACUAAAUCUGGGAGGUCCUCAUCUGGAAUAAGUAAUAAGUACUUGUUAGAAUGCGGCUCCGGCUGUUGCUGUGUCUGCUUAUUUUUGCAUCUUAAUGUGCAAAUCUGAUCCAGAACAAGACCCGUCUUGCAUGCGAAAACAAUAGUACAGCUUUUACGCAGGAGGAGCAGGAGAUUUCUGCUCCUUAAUCCUGAAUGGCAACUCCCGUAGUCUCGUCCCGUGUGGACAGAAUUCAAUCGGAGCACCAGAAGACGUCAUUAUACCAACUUACAUGACAGAUGUUUGUCUUUGUUAUGUAACCGCGUGAGGAGCUGCAGCUGCGUUAUAUAAUCCGCGCAUCACAAGUUGAAGUUGGCACGUAGUUUCCAAGAGGACCCAGACAUGUUUGCGAUGCAUAUCAUCGGAGCCAGAGUCCCUGGUGGUUCGACCCCCGCGCGAAGCGGAAAUCCCGAUACCGCGGUUUCUGCAACGAAACCACACGAGAGCCUCUACGGUGGUGAGCCUGUAGUAGAAGUGCCACCAUUUUCUACUUCAGCAAGAACAAAGCGGUGCCGGUGGUUUAGUCCUUCGUGCUCCGCAAACACAAACUUCUUGCCGCAGCCGCGCAGAGACGUGUUAUGAUCGGUGAAUUGAAAUAAGCCAACAAUAUUUUUUGCAGUUGCAUUAUUGAUACAAGAGAAUGAGAAAGACAAAGAACUUCAACAUCAACUUACUACAACCUAUGCGUCGCUACUCUCCAUACAAAUAAAAAACAUGAAUAAGCAAGUCAGCAGCCGUUUUUUCUGAUAUUGUAUGUACGAAAGCCAACCACAGCUUUACAUACUUUAUGGAGCUACUUACCACAGAAGGCACACAUUUUGUGCCCCCCGUCCUGUUUUAUGGCAUAGGAAAAAUAACUUUUGUUGUAGGGCCGAAAUAAAUGGGCCGCGGGUAUUUAUUGUGCCGGUUCAUGUCGAUGAAUCGAAGAACGAAAAACUACAAACCAGCAGUGAAGACGUCGUGGAAAAACGCAUAUGGCAAAGACGUUCACCCCCCAAGAGAAAUUCAAAUGCAUCUUUUGCAGUUUUGGCAUACCUUUUGAAAGAUACUUCUCGCUUCUGUGCGCAGCGCUAAACGCUAUUACCCCGCUCCAUCUUUAAUGUUUCACGAAGCAAGUAGAAUCCAUGCGGUGUUUUUCUUAUUUUCAAUUUCCACCAACUGUGAGACCUCCCGAAGCUGAACGA